This is a messenger RNA of Kwoniella mangroviensis CBS 8507, 954 nucleotides long. RefSeq lists its product as uncharacterized. Lineage: Eukaryota; Fungi; Basidiomycota; Tremellomycetes; Tremellales; Cryptococcaceae. The record is from RefSeq and is a predicted model, not a curated record. Gene Ontology annotation, molecular function: beta-galactosidase activity. The transcript has 8 exons. The coding region runs from base 1 to 954 and encodes 317 amino acids. Gene Ontology annotation, cellular component: vacuole. Gene Ontology annotation, biological process: carbohydrate metabolic process.
AUGGGCAAGGAGAUGAUCUCUCAGGAUGCCUCUCUCCCGCGCGAAGUCGCAUUAUGCUACACUUUGUAUUACUACCGGUCUUGCAAUGAAUCGAACCUCACAAGAGAUUCUCGACAGACGUGGGAUCAUCAUACCUUUAGGCCUUCUUCUCAAAUAAGAUCUACAGGCUUGACGGACGAAGUUCAGUGGGAUGGAUAUAGUUUGUUCAUCCGCGGGGAUAGGGUGGUUCUCUGGAGUGGGGAGAUACAUCCAUGGCGCGCUCCGAAUCCUCAACUCCACGUCGAUCUUCUCCAGCGUAUCAAAGCCUUGGGGUUCAACUCAAUAUCUAUAUAUACCUUCUGGAGCCUCAACAAUCCUUCGCAAGGGGUACUGGACUUCGAGGGCUGGAAAGGAUUUGAGCCUUUUUUGAUGAUGGCCAGGGAGGUGGGGCUAUGGGUCGUUGCUAGACCAGGACCAUAUAUCAACGCCGAGGUAACAGGCGGAGGUAUACCAGCAUUGGUGGCAUCUCUGCCUGAUGUCAAGUUGCGAACAAAUGAUACGUUUAUACCGAAGCAUACCUCGACUACUGGCUGGCGGUGGGGAAGAUUUUUGCCAAGCAUCAAAUUUCCAACAAUGGGUCUAUCAUUGGUGUGCAAAUCGAGAAUGGCAAGUUCAGUCUCCCACCCUACAGCUUUCGUCGUUAGACACGACAAAACCGGAUACGAAGGAACACUCGAUCUAACAUAUAUUGGUCAUUUGGAGAAGACGAUGAGGAAUGUGGGGAUCGUUGUGCCCUUGACUUUCAAUGAUGUCGCACCUAAGAAGCGAUUAUUCGAAGGACCAAGUGCAGUUGAUAUCUAUGGUCUGGACAGCUACCCAGCCGUUCGAGAGUGUUCCAAAAUCGGACAAUGGAAUCCCGUCAGGCAGUAUCGAGAGUAUAUGGAGAGUACGUCCGGUAAAGUCGGAACAUUGUGA